This is a messenger RNA of Solanum stenotomum, 417 nucleotides long. RefSeq lists its product as uncharacterized. The transcript has a single exon. The record is from RefSeq and is a predicted model, not a curated record. Lineage: Eukaryota; Viridiplantae; Streptophyta; Magnoliopsida; Solanales; Solanaceae. Bases 1 to 417 code for a protein of 138 amino acids.
AUGGAAGAUUUUCCAAGUGUCUCUGCCUAUUGUCAGCACCUCAAAUCUUUGUCGUACCAACUCAAGAAUGUCGGCUCUCCCGUCGACAACAAUAGACUAGUUCUUCAACUAGUCUCUGGCCUCAUCGAACCCUACAAAAGUGUGGCCACUCUCAUUCGCCAACGUGAUCCUUUACCCCAAUUUUAUCAGGCCCGUUCGAUGCUCACUCUUGAAGAGGCCGGCCUUGCUAGGAAGGCGGCACAUAGAUCCUCAUCAGUUAUGGUUACUCAUGAGUCAACUAGCUCGCAUGAUAUUAUUGAUCAUUCAUCUUCACACCGCAAUACUAAUGGUAGGAAGAUGAACCAAUACCACAACAAUAAUCGCAGCAACAAUGGUGGUCGUAGAGGUAGCAAGGGUGGUAGCGGUGGUGGGGGUUAG